GACCCCAGCGACUCCUGUGUGUAUCUGCAGAGCAAGGAGUGUGUCACCACCAUCUGCUCCUGCUUGGGCUCAGGCUGGUGGGCUCAUGACAGCGGUGAUACUUCCUGCAUACACAACUGGGCUCUGGAGUCCUGUGUGCAGGGCUGACCAGGGCUCUAGUCUGCUUCAAUUGGUCUGUAUUGCUCAGCUGCAUUUGUACAAACCACAACCAUGCAGCGCGUCCACAUGUUUGCAAAUUGCAAACAGGAACAGGAACAUAUAAAAUGACAGGGAGGCAGCAAUUCCAUAGACUCGGCAAACUGCAGCCGAACGGAGAACACUCCUGGAUAACCACAGAGUAUCGUCGCAGCCACAGCCUCAGUGCCAUGAGUGUAGAUGACGAUGCCCGCUGGCUGGAGUGGGUCACCAAGCAGUUCGAGAGCAUCGCCGGCGACGACAAGGAGAUUGACUUGGAGGAGUUCAAAACCGCUCUCAAAGUGAAGGAGUCUUUCUUCGCCGAGAGGUUUUUCGCGCUGUUCGACUCCGAUGGCAGCGGCUCCAUCAGCCUGGACGAGCUGCUGAAGGCCCUGAACCUCCUGAUCCAUGGCAGCGAGACGGACAAGCUGCGGUUCCUGUUCCAGGUGUACGACGUUGACGGCAGUGGCUCUAUCGACCCAGAUGAGCUACGCAUCGUGCUGAAGUCCUGCCUGCGCGAGAGUGCCAUCUCGUUGCCCGAAGAGAAACUGGACGACCUGACGCUGGCGCUGUUUGAGUCCGCUGACCGCGACAACAGCGGUUCCAUCACCUUCGAGGAGCUGAAGGCUGAGCUGGAGAGCUUCCCUGAGGUCAUGGAGAACCUCACCAUAAGUGCUGCCAACUGGCUGAAGCCCCCUGACUUGGAAAAGAAGAAGCACCAGACCCCACGCUACCUGACACCGGCAUACUGGCACAACAACAGCCGCAAGCUGCUCUUCCUGGGUGGCUACGUCUGCCUCAAUAUCCUGCUAUUCACCUUUGCUGCGCUCCAGUACAAGCCCAGCGGUCCCUGGAUCAUGGUGGCCAAGGGCUGCGGGCAGUGUCUCAACUUCAACUGCACCUUCGUCAUGGUGUUGAUGUUGCGGCGCUGCCUGACCUGGCUCAGAGCCACCUGGGUGGUGCGGAUCUUCCCGCUGGACCAGAACAUCCUGCUCCACCAGCUGGUUGGCUACGCUAUCCUUGGCCUCACCAUUGUGCACACUGGGGCUCACGUCGUGAAUUUCGUGGUGCUGUCCCAGCGCAGCGAUGGCUACGGCCUGUGGGAGUACCUGUUCACUACGCGCCCGGGGAUCGGCUGGGUGCGCGGCACGGCCUCUCUGACCGGCGUCCUGCUGCAGCUCCUGGUGGGCCUGAUGGUGGUGUGCUCCAGCACGUUCGUCCGGCGCAGCGGCCACUUCGAGGUUUUCUACUGGACCCACCUGUCCUACAUCUGGGUGUGGGCCCUGCUUGUCGUGCACUGUGCCAACUUCUGGAAGUGGUUUGCAGUCCCCGGGCUGGUGUUCCUCUUGGAGAAGCUGGUGGGCAUCGCGGUGUCACGCAUGGGAGGACUCUACAUCGUGGAAGUCAACCUGCUGCCUUCGAAGGUAACACACCUGGUGAUUAAGAGGCCACAGUUCUUCCAGUUUAAACCCGGAGACUAUGUAUACAUCAACAUACCUGUGAUUGCCAAAUACGAGUGGCACCCCUUUACCAUCAGCAGUGCUCCAGAGCAGCAAGACACACUGUGGCUUCACAUUCGAUCAAUGGGUCAGUGGACCAACAGGCUAUAUGAAUACUUCAGGCAGCUGGAGCCCCAGCACUGCUCUGCCAAGAGACUGACCAGGAGUCUGAGAAACCGACACCACCAAAGAACCACACAGGAAGAGCUGUUCAACUCUGUGGGCUGCAACGGGACGGUGGCAUCCAACAAGGAUGAUGCCAUCGAGCUUAUGUCCUACAGGUCCAGCUCUCCUCCUGGCCCGACCGACCCCCCUGCUGAUCAGCUGGCGCAGCUGGAGCAUGGGGAGGUCCCCCAGCUCCGAGAGAUCUCAGCAAAAGUGAACGAAAACCAGCGAUUUUGUAACAUAAAGUGCUAUGUGGAUGGUCCAUACGGGACCCCCACCCGGCAGAUCUUCGCAUCGGAACAUGCCGUGCUGAUCGGAGCCGGCAUUGGGAUAACCCCCUUCGCCUCCAUCCUGCAGAGCAUCAUGUACCGGUAUCGGAUGAGGAAACAGAACUGCCCAAAUUGUAACUAUUCCUGGUGUGAGAAUCUGAAAGACAAUGAAAUGAAACUGAGAAAGGUGGACUUCAUCUGGAUCAAUCGGGACCAGAGGUCCUUUGAGUGGUUUGUGAGUCUGCUCACCAAACUAGAGAUGGACCAGGCAGAUGAGGAGCCAGAAGGCCGCUUCCUGGAGAUGCACAUGUACAUGACCUCCGCCCUCAGCAAGAACGACAUGAAGGCCAUCGGGCUGCAGAUGGCCCUGGACCUGCUGGCCAAGAAGGAGAAGAGAGACUCCAUCACUGGGCUCAGGACACGGACCCAACCGGGUCGGCCCAACUGGGGCAAGGUGUUUCAGAAGGUCGCUGAAGAGAAAAAGGGGAAAGUCCACGUGUUCUUCUGUGGUUCUCCAGCUCUUGCAAAAUUCAUAAAGGCUCACUGCGAACAGUCCGGCUUUAAAUUCUACAAAGAAAAUUUCUGAGGCAGCCGUGCAUCCAGAGCAGAUCGGAUGGAGCACUGUGGACAACUCUCAUCAUGCUUUCUGUACCACAUUACCUGCUUCUGCGUGUUCCAGUUUUAAAAAAAGAAAACCAAUUCCUAGCACUACAACAUACAAAGUUUAGUGAUUAAAUUCACUGUGGGGGAAUUUAAUAGUAACAUUGUUAAUAUUUGUUUAGGGCUGUAUGGUGGUGCAGUUUUAGCAUCUCUGUCUUGCAGUGCUGGGUUCAGCUCCUGGGGUGGUAUCAGCAUAAAGUGUGUAUGUUCUCCCUUUGUUUGUGUGGCUUUCUUCUGGGUGGUCCAGUUUCUUCCCACAGUCUAAAGACAUACCGGUAGGUUGGCUGGCCCUGCUGUGUGUGUUUGUGUCUACGUGUGCCCUGUCAUGGACUGGUGUCCUGUCCAGUGUGUUUCCCGCCUUGUGUCUGUUGCUUGUCAGGUUAGGCUCUAGCUUCCCUGCAAUGCUGUACUGGAUGAAAAAGUGGAUGGAUAUUUGUUUACUUGCCUACUGUUUUGACCAAUUUGUGUUCUUUUACAAUGAGAUCAAAAGAGCACUUUUCAUCCCAAAGAAUCACAGAUCACUUUACACAUAGUAGAGAAUGAACAUCAUCUAUCACUGCAAUUCAGUUCCCACCUGGGUGACCUGCUGCAGCCCCACUACACAGCAGAUCAGGUAGAAAAGUAAAGAAUUGCUUUGCCAGUUGAUUGUAGGUGGAUCUUAAUGCAGGCUAGUUUGAACAAGGUUAAUAACCCUGCUUUUAUGAAACAUGUGCCAUGAGAUCUUUAAUGAUCAGUGAGUGAUGAUCAGAGCUUGGCGUAACAUGUCACCCGGGGGACAACACUUCCUGUAACCAAACAGGUGUGGAAAUUCUGAUUCUAGGGAAAGAGCACCACCUACUGGUCUACCAACAGCACUUGCAGUACCCAAGCCACCCUUCCCAGCACUGAACAGACCCAGCCUUGCUUUGCUGUUGAGAUCCUGACAAGGCUGGGCUAGAAGGUGGUCAUGCUCCUGUGUAAACUGAAUGUGGAGAUAAAUGUAUUGAGAUCAUGACUUUCAGAGGAUUCGCUGAAGCCUACCUGAAAGAGGUUAUUUUCAUUAGGGUGAACCACCAUCUUUUAAUUUCAAACUUUCUGAAAGUGGGAAGCUGUUUCUUCAACUAUUAUUGAUUUUCCCCCUUGCAAAAAUAAAAUCAGUGAUAGGUUUUUUAUUUUUC
Molecule: messenger RNA, 3924 nt
Organism: Lepisosteus oculatus (spotted gar)
Lineage: Eukaryota; Metazoa; Chordata; Actinopteri; Semionotiformes; Lepisosteidae
Gene: nox5
Product: NADPH oxidase, EF-hand calcium binding domain 5
Biological process (GO): defense response; superoxide anion generation
Cellular component (GO): plasma membrane; NADPH oxidase complex
Molecular function (GO): superoxide-generating NAD(P)H oxidase activity; calcium ion binding
Source: RefSeq, a predicted model, not a curated record